AUGCAGCCGACGGAAAGGCCGUCUUCUGCCAAGGCACGUAUGCAGGGCCACCUGGCGCAGGUGCCUAGAGCCAUACCCCAGAGUCCUGUGCGCCCAGCGUCUUCGAUGCACCUGCCUUUAUCACCGUCGCGUGAUAGCAGCCUUUUAGCUGCGCCCAGCGCCACGAUACCCACGGGCCAUGGCGCAGCGUCGUCCAGCGCCUCACUCGUGAGUGCGAAUGAGCUGCCGGACGAUCCUGAGCGUGCAUCGAAUGUGGUGCACUUGUUUGCGCCGCCGCUCGCGCCCGCAUGGAGCCCCGUGUCCAUGUCCCGCUCUCAGAGCUCACGAACGGACGACGCAUCGUCUACCUACUUUCCCAUCGGAGCGCGCGCGUCGCUUUCUCCGCGCUCUCCUCCGUACCAGGCGCCGCUCUCGCCGGAAGCGAGUAUAUUUGAGCGCAAUAUUCAGAUGCUCGGCAGCCCGCAUGUGCGGACGCCCCGGGAGGCCGUCGACAUGGCCGUGCCCCCCGUCCUCGACGACGCCGCCGACGCGAUCGUGAGUGACUCGACGCUGGAAAUCGUGUCGCCGCGCUCGCCGCCUUCUCCCUACGCGUCGCCCUCUGCAUCGCACCGGACCAGCGGUGUGGACAUGCUUCGUGGCGCAUCGCAUGACGGGACGUGGCGUCAGCGUGCCUAUGGGCAUCGCCGUCUGCAGUCGGAUCAGACGAGCGUGAUGAAGAAUAUACCAUCGAGUCCGGCCGGCCAGCGGCGGUCAGCGUGUCCCCCCACACCGACGGCCGCGCCGAGCGUCACACACAGUCCGAGUUUGAGCAUCGACGGCGCUGUGAUCCACGAAGGACGUGCAGCGAUGCUCUCACACAGUCUCGAUGGCAUAGCCGAUGCGAUGGUCGCGAACGAUCGGUCGCCGGGGUCGUCACGACUAGGCCACCUGUCUGUGCCGUCCGCCUCGCCGUCGAUGCAUCCGUCGCCGGGCCGCAAGCGACUUUCGUGGAUGUCGUAUGCGGACAUUGUGCACGACGUGAAUGAACAAGUGUACGAUAUAGAUCCCCAGGUAUAA
Malassezia restricta is the source of this 1056-nucleotide messenger RNA. RefSeq lists its product as uncharacterized. The record is from RefSeq and is a predicted model, not a curated record. The coding region runs from base 1 to 1056 and encodes 351 amino acids. The transcript has a single exon. NCBI's taxonomy places the organism in Eukaryota, Fungi, Basidiomycota, Malasseziomycetes, Malasseziales, Malasseziaceae.